AUGUCUAUUAGAAAACAAUCGAAAGUUAAUUACUUUCGUUUAAAUUGGUCAGAGAGACCUGAAGAUUUCAAAUUAAAAGAUGACAGUGGUGAAAGUUCAAAGACACAAUCUUUUAAGAAGCAGAGGAAUCAAUAUUACGGAGAGGAAGAUCAGUAUAAGAAGAGACAACAAGAGCUAUUAGAGGAUGAGUUGAGUGAAGGAUUGACUCUUGACUUGUUUGUUAAAUUGUUGACUUCAAAGAGACCGACCGACAAUGAAAUCGCUUUGAAGCGAAUGAUCUCAUUGAUUAAAGAGGAGAAAGAAAAGGACGGUGGUAGUAGUAGCGCUUCGUUGAACUACAACAACCAGGUACUGUCACCGCUCUUCAAAUACCUCAGACAAUCUCAGUUGACAGUGGAGCUAUUCCAUCUCUGGGAUCAAUAUACAGAUAAGCCCGAUAUGUAUCGUGAUGUCUUUGUUGUGCUGCUAGAGUUGUUCUCUAUGAUCUUGGUGGUGAACGACGAUCCAUCGCUGACAAAGGUCAACAAGCACAUCAGUGAAACAAUAACAGAGAAGAAACUGGCUACUCUCAUAGAGAACGUCAACAACUACACUACCAACCAACAAGAUACACUUCAACUAUCUAUCAACACCUAUCGUAUCUUUACAGCAUUGACACAAUCCUCAUUGAAACUAGCGAAAUACAUUCAAUCUAAAUUCCCAUUUUCAUCACCUGCAUUUGAAAAAGCAAUGACAGAUAUAUCAUCGUUGGGUGCCUAUCAUGGUACACGUCCAUUUACUUUGAGAUUUAUCUUGGCGUUUUUGAAACACCGUAGUUUUAAGCUGACAAAGUUUGUUGUCGAUACGAUUCUCUAUCAGUUGUGUUUGCGUCGUGUCAAUACCGUAUUGAUGGAAUUGUCACAUUGGGCAUCGACACAACAACAACAACAGGUUGGAUCAAUCGAUCGAUUCAUACAAGAUCUCAAACAAGGUUUGAAAGAGAGAAUGUUAUCGAUCAACUACUUCAAAGAGAAAAACAAAGAAUUCAAAUCCAAUGUAUUACUCUACGGUCAAUACAUUGGUAUCCUCUCUGAAUAUACAAAGUUAAUUGGAAGUCAAGAGUAUCUACCGAUCAGAAUAUUCGAUCUUCCACUCCUUAUGAAAUCGGAUGCAAUGAUUCAAAAACAAUUCAUUCAAAUCAUCUCAAAUUCCAAGACAUUCCAAAUACCAUCUCAAUUAUUUUCCAAUUUAAAUGAAUCAAAUGAAUCAAUAUUGGUAAUGAUUUUGAAUUUAUAUUUAAAUAAUGAUAAUUGUAAUGAAUUGAAAUCACUCUAUCAAAAUCUAUUGUUCAAGUUAUUAUCGAUUAACAAUUUCUUUGCUGGUCUGGAGCAGGAGAUCGAUAUCUGGAUUGAAAAUGUAGAUAUCAACUCAAUGAAAUUCCUCGUAAAGAUUUUGAUUGAUACCAAUGCAUUGAAGUUCCAAUUCAUUGAUGUUUGUCAGCGUGUCUCAACCAGUCUUUUCGGUAGUAAUAAGAACUUGGUUAGUCCAGUGAUGGUAGCAGCCAUUUCCAACUGGUUGUCAGACAGCGCCACUCAAUCAAAUCAAGACAUCUCCAGUUACCUAUCAAAGGUUAUUCUCUCGGUUGGCUCAAACCAAAACUCUGCCAAAGUAGUCCUCUCUUUCUUCCAUCUUGCACACCUCAAGAAAGAACAACCGCAAUCCAACAUUCAAGAGCUGGUCAAUGCCAAUCUCUAUCAAACACUUCCGGCAAUUCUCUCAGCGCAAAUGUCAAAACAAUUGGCAUCUCACCAUCAACUUGUUGCGCACUCGUCGCUCUCCUCUGAUAAAACUAUCAAGCAAAUCGAUCUGCAACAACACGGUAUAUUGGAAUCAUUGUCACUCCUCUCCAUUGCCAGUCCAACACUACAGAUUGAACUACUUAAUAGUUUCGAAUGGCAAAUGACAUUGACCAAUCAAAUUAAACAACUUCCACCAAGACGUAUUGCCUCGAUCAUUCCAAUAGUUCUACAUCUCAUCGAGUCGAUUAAAGAUGAACAGGCGCAGCAGUAUCUCUUUGAUAUAGUAUCAUUGAUUUUCGACCAACUACUCUCAACGAAAUCACCUAAAGCCAUCCAAUUGGCAGGUGAAUUCCUUCAGUCACAGUAUAUCCUCAAGAACUGGUUAGCUAGUCACCAAGUUUCUCAACUGCUUUUGCAACUCUUCCAAUGUCAGGAUGCAGCUGCUCUAGAGUUGUGUAGGCAACCAGUGAUCCUUCUCAUUGAAAAAUUCACCAACGAUGUAAAAUCCAAUCAAUUGGAAACCAACUCUUACAAAUCGAUAGAAUUGCUAAUUCCAUUCUUUGACUUGACCGUUUGUCUUGAUAUCGCCACCCUUUUGCAACCGCAUCCAACAUCCGCAUUGUUUAUCAAUACCAUUCACAUGAUUGCACAGAGUAAACCAUAUGACACCAACCAACAACUAGUCAAACUAUUGAAAGAGGAUCUCCAAGUUGAUUUACAAACAAUAGAUUCACUAGUGAUAAAGUCACCACCUUUAAUGAAGUUGAAGUUAUCCGAUAACAGUCAACAACAACAAUCUAUUAGAAAUCAAUUAUUUAAACUCUAUCAAUUUUUAUUGGAGUAUUCAAAGCAGUCGGAUCAUUCUGGUUUAGAGAUUGCAAUCUAUCAUCUAUUGCUAUCAACUUUGUCCAACCCAUCAGUAUUCCAUAAUGCAAGUUUCUACAGUUGUUUCAAUGAAGAUGUUUUAGUAUCCUUUGUCCAAAAUCCAAACAAGAUCCGCUUGUCCAUUGUCAGUAUAUUGGGAAUGACCAGUAUUAUCAGUGAAAAGACAAUCCAAAAGAUAAUCUCAAUGGCCAACAUUGAGAAGAUUUCAAAUGUCAAAGGAAUCAAUUGGAUUCAAGUUCUUUACUCUCUCUAUUGCCAAAGCAGAUCGGAUCAAGAAACAACCAAGAUGAUUAGAGACAGUCUGUAUCAUACCAUUGACAAUCAAUCUAUCUUUAAGAAUAAUUCCGACUCGAGUCUACGUGUUUUGAAGAUGGCAUUUGAAAUGGUUCUAUUCAUCGCCAGAAUCAAGGAAUUAAAUAGCGAGGAUUUCAUUAAGCAGCAAUCAGAGCAUUUGCAAAUGAUAUUGUUAACAACUGUCAAGAUGGAACAACAGACCACCAAAGUAAAGAGUGUUUUUGCAUCUUCACUCGUCCGAGCAUUGAAGCAAUCGGAGCACUCACUUUUAGAGUCGUUCCACUUGGAGCUACUUCCAUUCUAUGCUCACAUGUUGAAAUCCGAUGAGAAAGAGAACAUCAUCAACUUGACAGUGGGAGGUGAAUCGUCGUUGACAAAGAAUUCACUAUCGUUGGCACUUGCAAUUGCAGAGACAUCUAGAGACACUGCCAAGUUGAUCCAUUCAACACUGCUCUCAGCGGCAAAUCAACGAUUUGUUUGGUCACAUCUGAAACUCUUGAAUGACAAUGAUAUCGCAAUGCGAAACAAUCCAAUUAGAUAUAUUCUGGCACGUAUUAUCUAUUUGGUAUUCCUCAAGGACAAGAAACUUUGCAACAAUGCAGUGUUCUUGGAUCACAUUUUUGAAUCGUAUCAAGCAACCACUCAUCCAGUCGAUCAACUUCUCUAUCGUGUCAUCUACCUUCACCAGAUCAACAAUCCAUCGUUGACCGAAGAGCGUAUUGGAAGAUGGGGAUACAACUAUAAGGAGAGUAUGAGUUUCAAUGGUUUGCUCAUUGCCAACACACUCUUUAGCGAGAAGCUACUGGAGCAUUCCAUUCAAAACUACCCAGUCAAUGCUAAAUCAGAGAUGAACACCGAGUUGCGACCAAUCAACGCGAAUGAAUAUGACCAGGUUGUCUCUGCGAAUGCUACCUAUGCCUAUGACCCUGCUUUCUUCCUUCGUUUGUUCAAACAACUCUUGUCGACAGCAACACAAGACUCUCUCAACAGAAGUGCAUUCUACACUAAUGGUCCGUUGUCCUUUACUCUUUGUUCUCUCUCGUCCAAUGAGAAAUCGAUUCGAAAGUUGGCCUACAAUGUUUUGUUCAAGUUUAUCGAGUUGAUCGAGCCAUGGAAGACAACCAGCAGAACCGCCAAAGAUCAAUUGCGUGUCCUCAAGCUACUCAAGAGUAGUGUCAAAGGCAAUGAGCAACACAUUCCAGCAGUCUAUGUAAACUUUUUGAACAAUGCCAUCAAGAUAUUCACCAGAGAUACAACAAUCCAUCCGACUCUACGUCACGAAAUACUCAACUAUUUCCACAAUACUCAAAAGAUUGAUUUCCACACCAUUCCAUUUAUGGGUAAUCUAUCAAUUGAGUUGGCUACCAAGUAUAAAUCAAUUCUAUGGAUAUUUGAUAUUGUUAAUCAGUCUUUACCAAAUCAAAAUACAACUGAUAUAAUUAAAAAGACUGUAAAAUUCCCAGAGUUAUUAUCUAUUUUUGAUAAUCAAUCUGUUAAACUUAAACUAAAGUUGAGAAUAAUAGAGCUUUUGAAAGGAUUCUCAAAGUCUGGUGGUGUUUUGGUUCUCUCACAAUAUGGUAUCAUUCCUUGGAUAUCAAAUGUUCUCUCCAACGGUAGUUUACCAAAGAAACUAUUUGAUACCGUUUUGGAGUUGCUAAAUACAAUCCUUUCUUCACUUCCAAGCAAUAUCAAGGAUUUCCAAGAAUCUACUUUCAUUUCAAACUAUCUUUUAAAUUAUAUUUCACUAUACUCGAUGAUUAAUCCUUUUUACAUUUCAUAUUUAUUAUUAGUAUCAAUCGAGUGGACAAACGAAAUUAUUACUAUCGUUGUCAAUAGUUUACAUUGUAUAGGAUAUACUUUAUCAAGCUUACAAUCUAACCUUUCGAUUUCCAUUGAUAAGAUUCAAAGUCUUUACGCAAAGAUUAAAACGAUUCGUGAUCACGAGCAAUCGAAUACAGUGAAAGAGUUGGUCGUCAAAUUGAUCUCAUCUAACCAUGUCAAUUCACUCAAUAUUAAUUCCAAACUCAACAGUAUUGAAACCUUAAAGUCAGUUACAAACGUAGUUGCACAGUCAAUUGACUAUGCUUCCGGUUACCUGUCAGCUCCAAAGCUCCAAGUUGGAAAGAAGCUGUCUUUGAUUAACAAUCUUUUAGAAUGGAUUCAACAAUUGUUGUUAUCCAACUUUGGAUUGGUUAAACAUACUAGUGAUAUCACAUACCAAGCAAAAUCAUUGGUCCCUUUUAUUCGUAUGAAUGAUCGAAAACAAGAUUCGACAAUCAUAAUUAGGUUAGCAAAUGUAUUGUUAAUGUCAACUUACUUCUCAAUGUCAAACAAUAAGCAAUUUAUGGAGAUAAUUAAUCGACUGCCUCAUCCAACAACAGACGUCAAUAUUUCCAACACCAACAUCAAUGAAUAUUGUUUAGCAAUAGAAACAAUUUUAAAACAUUAA
Heterostelium album PN500 is the source of this 5406-nucleotide messenger RNA. RefSeq lists its product as uncharacterized. Gene Ontology annotation, biological process: maturation of LSU-rRNA from tricistronic rRNA transcript (SSU-rRNA, 5.8S rRNA, LSU-rRNA); maturation of 5.8S rRNA from tricistronic rRNA transcript (SSU-rRNA, 5.8S rRNA, LSU-rRNA). Bases 1 to 5406 code for a protein of 1801 amino acids. Gene Ontology annotation, cellular component: nucleolus. The record is from RefSeq and is a predicted model, not a curated record. The transcript has 7 exons. Lineage: Eukaryota; Evosea; Eumycetozoa; Acytosteliales; Acytosteliaceae.